UAAUCAGUUUGUUUAUUUUUAUUAAAUAAAAUAUUUUGCCUGGAAUGUGCGUGAUAGUUGCAUUAGAGUAUUUACCAACUGACUUUUCGAAAAGGUAGUUACUUUUUGAAGGUAGGUUCCCCAGAGUUGAACUGAUUUGUAAAAAAAAAAAAAAAAAACAUGUCUGCUAAUGCUUAGCUACUCUGCUACCAACAUUCAGAUGUGCUAGCUGAUGUUUUCGUAGCAGGUAGUUGCGCCGUUAAGCUGGUAGUUUUAAUGCGGGGCUACUUCCUGUCGUACCUUUCAAAAUAAAAUCAAGUUGACGUGACAAGCGUCAAUCAGCCAUAGCUGAAUCAAUGAUCGAAGUUUUUAACAAGCAAAUGUUAAAACAGAAAUGAUUUGAAUAUUUACAUAAAUUUACCAUAGUAGUUACUAUAAUAUUAUAAUAGUAGUUGUUAUAUUUAUUUUGUGUUGUGUGGAGUUUCUUAUAAACAAAGAGAAGUAAAUUUUGCAUUACACCUCUUUUAGUAAUGCAGACAGCUUUUAUAAAGUUUGCGUACAUCUUUGUUGUGUUAUGGGGGUUUCACAUAUACAAAAGUAAUUAAAAAUUGUCAGUAAUGAACUGCUUUAAUAGUGAAGACCUGGGAGAUCUCAACCAAACACACUUCCCAGACAAAGACCAUUAGGCAAAAAUACUUUUAUUUAACUUAAAAACAUAUUUUGGCCUACCACAUUGAACUUUUAAUGGAUCUUGAAAGAUAAAAAUAUUUAAAAUGGCUUAGAUGUCAGUUUCAACUCAUCUUUGGAUUAAAAAAUAAAUAAAUGAAGCAUUCCAUUUUGAAAUUAUCUAUGGAUUUCCCUCAUCAUGUGGUACCCCUGGGUAAAAAGUCAUAUCUCUUUAACAAAAACGCCAAUUAAGGUUUUCCUUUUUUUUUUUUUUUUUUUUGAAAGGACCUUCAGUAUACUACUAUCGUAGCGCUUCAUCUUUUAUUUUGAAGGGAACAUAUCCUUACUUCCGCUACGGAUCUGCUGUUUGCAGUAGCUUUGUCCUCCUCCCUCGAACAAACGCCAGCCAGACUGGCGCCGCUAGUAAGCAAAAGAGCGAGAAAGGCUAAACUUUUCUUUUACCGAAGGCAUAUUAGGUUUUUUUUAAACAUCGCCCUUACCUGCAGAUUUCCCCGUCGUCCUCAUUUAUUUGACGGUGAGCCAGUGUUAUCCGAGUUUAUCUUAUAAAUGAAAAUUGAAGAGUUGCAGAAAAGCGCUCAUGCCUUCUGCACGCCACUCAGACUCGACAAAAUUAGGAUUUAUUUGAGGAAUCGCUGUUAUCCUUUUCUAUGUUCUGUAUGAGCGACUUAUGUGUUAAUGUGAUAACAUUAGUGUUGAAUCAAAGUAGGACUUUUGACCCUAGUUAACCCGCUUUGUUGCUGAAAUUAGAUGCUUUACAUUAAAUUUUCUUCUGUGAAGCAUGGAAAGUGUGGAAAGGCAUUUGUGUUUUCAGACUUUACGAUGUGUUCAGUAUUCCUAAAGAUAAAAAUGAGGAUUUCUAAAUAUAAUUUUCCCUAAAAAAAAACAACUAGUAGUUUUAUUUAGACUGAUUACAUUAAAGAAUUGGAGGACGUAGUAAGAAAUUCAGGAUUCCAGCAGGAAAGAGAUGGUCAGGUGGAACACAUCUGACCGUCUAAAAUUGUAAAACUGAACAAUUUAUUCAGUGGUGUAAUUUAUGGGAAAUAUAUCUUUUGUUGUACAAAUUAUCUAUAAUAAAAUUUGCCUAUUUAACAUGUAUUUUUACAUUUGUGCAAACAAAACAAUGUGAAAGACUGUAGACACGUAUGUUGAAUGCAAGUAAUAUAGCAACACAAAAACCUGAGUGUAAUAAAAGUAUGGUAAACUACAGCCUAAUAACUGCUCUGAAAUGACUGUGAAUACAUGUAUUUAGUUACACGUCUCCUCCUCAUAGAUCCUGCCACGUCUCUCCUUGGAGCAUGAGAGACCCGAGGUCACACAGCUAAUAACAAACUUUAUUUAAAAAGGAACGGUUUACUUCCCGAACGUAAAUGUCACCAUUUCACGCUCUGCACCAGAUUAUAGCACAAGCUAAUUCGCAUCUACAGUCUCUCAUCAAUUGCGUCAUUUUUUUCGCCCUGUUUGUGAAAAAGUCCAGAUGACGAUGUGAAGCGCUCGACGCGCGGCCCAGUUGUUUUUCCUCAGGAAGUUGCGGUACAACCUCCCAGCUAAGAUGUCCAUCGCCAGCACACCCACCAGCAACGACGCUUGCCUGAGCAUCGUGCACAGCCUGAUGUGCCACCGGCAGGGCGGCGAGAGUGAGACGUUCGCCAAACGGGCCAUCGAGAGCCUGGUGAAGAAGCUGAAGGAGAAGAAAGACGAGCUGGACUCCCUCAUCACGGCCAUCACUACAAACGGCGCCCACCCGAGCAAGUGCGUGACCAUCCAGAGGACUCUGGAUGGACGACUGCAGGUUGCGGGGCGUAAAGGGUUCCCUCAUGUAAUCUACGCUCGGCUGUGGCGAUGGCCGGACCUGCACAAGAAUGAGCUGAAGCAUGUGAAGUACUGCCAGUUUGCCUUUGACCUGAAGUGCGACAGCGUGUGCGUCAAUCCCUAUCACUAUGAACGAGUGGUGUCUCCUGGCAUAGACCUCUCAGGCCUCACGCUGACCGGCUCCGGACCCAGCUCCUCGCUGAUCGUAAAAGACGAGUACGACUUCGACGCGCCUCCGACUCUCCCCGCUGUCGACGGUGGACACUCUCUCCAGACCAUCCAGCACCCCCCGUCCGGCAGCCGCCCGCCUCAGGCGGAGCCGUACCCGACCCCGAGCCUGCUUCCGCCCGCCGAGGCGUCCACGUCGGUCUCCGCGCAGUCCUUCCCUGCCAUCCCAGCAGGAUCAGGCAGUGCCAGCUCCAACUGGUCCAGGAACAGUGGCUUCCCCCCCAGCGUACCUCACCACACCAAUGGUCAUCUGCAGCACCACCCUCCAAUGCCACAUCCAACACACUACUGGCCGGUGCACAAUGAGCUCGCCUUUCAGCCUCCGAUAUCCAAUCAUCCAGCGCCUGACUACUGGUGCUCCAUUGCUUAUUUCGAGAUGGACGUCCAGGUCGGGGAGACGUUUAAGGUGCCGUCUUCCUGCCCCAUUGUGACGGUGGACGGCUAUGUGGACCCCUCAGGAGGGGACCGGUUCUGUCUGGGCCAGCUCAGUAACGUCCAUCGUACUGAGGCUAUUGAGAGAGCAAGGCUUCACAUCGGUAAAGGAGUCCAGCUGGAGUGCAAAGGAGAGGGAGACGUGUGGGUGCGAUGCCUCAGCGACCACGCAGUAUUUGUCCAGAGUUACUACCUGGACCGAGAGGCGGGCCGAGCCCCGGGAGACGCCGUUCACAAGAUCUACCCCAGCGCGUACAUCAAGGUGUUCGAUCUCCGUCAGUGCCACAGACAGAUGCAGCAGCAGGCCGCCACGGCUCAGGCGGCGGCCGCCGCUCAAGCGGCCGCCGUGGCGGGGAACAUACCUGGUCCUGGAUCAGUCGGAGGAAUCGCUCCGGCUAUCAGUCUCUCUGCCGCCGCCGGCAUCGGGGUCGAUGACCUCCGACGGCUCUGCAUUCUCAGGAUGAGCUUUGUUAAAGGCUGGGGUCCCGACUACCCCCGGCAGAGCAUCAAGGAGACCCCUUGCUGGAUCGAAAUCCACCUGCACCGAGCCCUGCAGCUCCUGGACGAGGUCCUUCACACCAUGCCCAUCGCUGACCCCCAGCCUCUGGACUGAGACCCUCCAGCAGCAGGUCCUCACCCGAACACACACGGCCAGUGACUAGUCUUCCUCAGUGAACUCCAGACUGUAAAAAAAAUUAAAAAAUAUAUAUAUAAAUGUUUUCAGGUGUGUCCGAGGCGUCGCGUUGCACUAAGGCUCCAUCUGUUGCUCACGGCAACAAGAGCCAAAGCCAUCUAUUAAAACUACGUGCUCACGUUUAAUGCAUGGCUUCAACUGUAGGACUUUGUAGAAACUGUACACCGACACGCACAUAAAGGACACCAGCUACUGACGACCUACGACCUCACCGAACCGUCGCGGAGCUGCGUGGGUUUUACCCCAGGACGGCUUCAGACCCGCAGCUGCAGGUGGGACGGUCACGCCGAUCACUUCCUGGCAGCCGGAAGCGUCCGGGACAGGAUGUGGGAGAUCGCCGCAGCAAUCAAAAGAGAGCCGCCGUUAUCUGAUGCAGAGUUUCAGCCGCGGGAGCCGAGACGUGUCUGAACAUGUCCAGGUCAGCUGUUGUCAAACGUUUUGUUUUUGUUUUUUGUUUUUGUGAAGAUAAACUUCUCUGUGCUGGGAAGACGAGUCUCUGUUUCCAUCGUCUCUGUUAAACAAGAUAAGUGACAAAGAGCUGAACUCCUGCUCUGUGCGCACAAAAUCAGUGGCUUGCGAAAGUAUUCAUGUUUAAAAUCGUUGAUUUAAAAUUUUUCUUUUUCUUUUACUUUUUGUUAGGUUACGAUCACAUUUUUAUUUCAUCUGGGUAUUUUGUGUCUUGGAGUAAUGCGAUGUUUUCUACAUUGUUUUUUUUUUUUUAAUUCACAGGAAAAGUUAAACAUUCGUAAUGCAUGUGUAUUAGGACCCCUGAUGAGAUACUUUGACUAGGCCAUUUUAAAACAUGAAUACGCUUUGAUUCCCAUCAGUUUUGCAGUCACUGCUAGAGAUGAGCCUUCCCACAGCAUGAUGAUGCCACCGCCAUGCCUCACAGUGGGGAUGGAGGUUCUCCCACCUCGCGGCCUUUAGGCUGUUGACUCAGUUUGGUUUCGGUUUCACCUGAACAAAGCAACUUCUUUCACAAACAUGGCUCGCUGCAGACUGCGAAAAGGCCUUCUCUUAGUAAUGGCUUUCUUCUUGCCGCUCUUCCUCAUAGACCAGAUUUGUGAAGAGACAGAUUAACUUGUCUGAACUGUGGAUCUCUGCAGAUCAUCCAAAGAGUUUCUCUGAUUAUUGCUCUCCUUGCAGGGCUUCUCUCAUGACGUCGUCGGCCUUGUCCGGGUUUCCAGGUGUCAUCUUUCCAUUUAAAAAAAAAAAAAAAAAAAAUGGAUUGAGCUCUGUUGGAUGGGAAUAUCUUUGGCUGUUUUGUAACCUAAUCCUGCUUUAAGCUUCAUCGCUGAGCCGUUUGCUGCUGCGUUGCUUGGUCGACUUCUGAGGGGGAUUUCAUUAAAACGCGUUGGAGUAAAAAGGGGCUUGAAUGCAAAUGCUUUAAGUCUUCUGAUUUUUAUUUAUUUCCACAGUCAUUAUGCACCACAUUACAUGUGAUCACGAUUAAUUUUAUUGGAGUUUGCGGUCGCAGCAGGAAAAAAUGUGGUGUCGAUACUUUGGCAGGGCUGUAAUUUUCCAGCAGGCAGCCUGUGUCACUCCUGAGUCAAAAUCCCUCAAAAGAACUCCUGACCACAUGUAAACCCGGUACUUCUCACCCUGCCGACUCUUAGUCACGGAUGCAAAUUUUUUUUUUUUUUUUUUUUAAAAAAAGCUUCUGUUUUAUGGCACCCCAGAGAAUCGGCUAUUUACCCUCUCAAUGUGGAAGUGAUGCAAUCAGGAGAGAAGAGACUGAUGUUGAUCUCUCAGUACAAAGAUUGAGGUUUAUCUGUGUUUUUGGUGACCAGAAGUGACAAUUUCUGAGAACAAAAACAGUCUUUUGUAAACAUUAAACAGAGGAAAGUCCAGGAAGUCCUGAUCUUAAUCUGUUUUCAGUCGUAUCUGACACAAAGGUUGGAGGUCCUGACAAAAGCGAGCUGCACUCCUCCUUCAUACUUUAUCCAGGUUUACUGUGUGAAGUUUGACAGAAAAACAAUACGUGGAUUUAUAGCCUGUGCUCAACCUGAGUUACAUUUUUUUUCCCUACUUUUUCUGAUAUGAUUUUUUUUUUUUUUUGUUCAUUUGUAGCACUUUACCUUUGACUAAAGGAGCGAAUAGGUCAGUUCAGAGCAAGUCACAGAUUACAAACAGAACAUUGGAUUCAGAUCGUACAAUAGUCGAACACUAAGCCACCUUUUUCAACAAAAACCCUGAUUGCAUUCAUACUUUUUUCAUUUUUUUUUCUGUUGUCCUCAUAAAUCCAUGUAAAUAUCUUUGGUUUUCAAAUGCAUGUGUGAAUGUAUCCAGGUCAAACACUUUUCCCAUUUAAGUUAUCAAAGUUAAAGUCUGCUGUAGAUCGGUGACGUUGCGCUCAGCAGGAGAGGCACAUGAAGUCACAUCCAGACCAUGUUUGGCUUCUUCUUACUUUAAAUUAAACAUUAAAGCAAACACACCUUUGAUCUGUGCUGAUUAACAUCCACAUUUUACACAGGUUUUGGGGUCUAGCAGUUUAAAAGACGAGCAAGAUGUUACUUCUUUUCGAAGGAAGAUAAAUGAUUUCAUUUAAAAACCUUUUGGCGAAUUUUAGGCUUUUUUUAAUUGUCAAAAUAUCAGUUUAUUUUCAUUUAUCAAGGGCCAAAAAUGCUGCAAUUCGAUGCAUUAAGUGUAAAUAUUUGAUCAUUUAGAUCAUGAUUAAAAAUCUACAUAAACAUGUCAUAAAUGCAUAAUUAAAUGAGGAAAUAAUUCAUUUAAAUACGCAUUAAUAGUUUCACAAAAUAUAUAAUUUUAGCAUACAACAAAUUACAGUUUUAACUGAUUACAAUUUGCUCAAAUUUAAUAUUUAGUGGAAAUGAUCAGUGGCACUUUUGGUCCUGGAUGUCUUCCAUAAUUCGCCGUGUUCCUUCUGACCAGCAGCGUUUUCGGUCACGUCGUUCAGAAAGCCCGUCGCUGUCCAGCCCCGAUUGUUUACCCGGUGGAACUGCAGGAAGCGCCGUGUUUUCUGCUGAAAAUUCAUGCUGAAUUAAAUCCAAAAGUGUGCUUUUUAAAAAGUGGAAAAUAUAUAUAUUUUUUUUUUGUUUUGCUUUUCUUUUUUUUUUUUUUUUUACAUGAUUUGCAGUUAUUGUAGCAGCCGAAAGCCGGCUUGGGUGAGUAAAUGUUGACUACUAUUUCAGAUCUAACUGUACCUGUUUUUCUCAUGUGAGAAAUUAAAUACGGACUGCUUUUCUCCA
Molecule: messenger RNA, 7038 nt
Organism: Poecilia latipinna (sailfin molly)
Lineage: Eukaryota; Metazoa; Chordata; Actinopteri; Cyprinodontiformes; Poeciliidae
Product: mothers against decapentaplegic homolog 4-like
Exons: 9
Coding region: 2216-3748 (510 amino acids)
Biological process (GO): cell differentiation; anatomical structure morphogenesis; SMAD protein signal transduction
Cellular component (GO): heteromeric SMAD protein complex
Molecular function (GO): DNA-binding transcription factor activity, RNA polymerase II-specific; I-SMAD binding; RNA polymerase II cis-regulatory region sequence-specific DNA binding
Source: RefSeq, a predicted model, not a curated record